AUGUUUGCCCGCCAGAUUGUUUCCUCUGACACUUUGCAGCGUGCGUUCUUCGAGAUCAAAGUGGACACUCGACUCGAGAAUCGUGCAUUUGCUGAGAGAGAGGCGUUGUGGUGUGUCAGGCUAACAUUGUGUAAUGAAGAUGAUCAAAAUAUGAAGGAGAUGUAUGAGCAUCAGAAGAAGAGUGUUGGUGGUGGAGAUGAACAAGCCAGUCUCCCCUCACUUGGUAAUAUUUUGUACAACAUGGGUGAAUAUGAGAAAGCGAAACAAUACUACACUCAUGUAUUGGAUGAGUUAAGCGGUGAUGAUAGAAAUGUUGCUGUGUGUCAUUAUGGACUCGGCGAAGUAAGUGGUGAACGAGGAGAAUAUGAUGUUGCACUCGAUCAUUUGAAUGAAGCCGUGAAACUGUACAAGAAGUCUCAACAGGCGCACGACACACUGGACAUUGCUCAGUGUUAUUGUUGGAUAGGCGUAGUGCACAGUUACAAAGAAGAAUAUGAAACAGCGCUUUCUUACUUGAGCAAAGAUUUGGCUAUAAAACAAGCGAAGCUUCCUGCUGGUCAUGUUCGUGCUCUUGUCAUGUGCAAGAAGGUAUUGCCCCCGACUCACUCUUCCAUCUUUCCCGAUCGAGCUCUCAAUUGUUACAAUCAAAGUCUCCAGAUGGAGCGAAAGUCACUUCCACCCGAUCAUCCGAAUGUAGCUACUACUUACUAUUCGAUCGAUCGUGUGUAUGAAGAGAAGAAUGAUUUGACGACAGCUCUCGACUAUUUUGAGCAGUGUCUCGUCGUUCGAAAGAAAUCUCUUCCACCACCUCAUCCGUACAUUCAAAGUGUGGGUGACGCUAUCCGACGGGUGAAAUCGAAGUAACAUUUGGUUUAUUUGCAUGAACUUAGACACUUGUUUUCUUGUAGUUUUGUGCACUACUACUUAUAAUGACAGAAUAGUCUGAUCUCUUGACUUCUGCAGCAGCUAUUAAGAAAUUCUCAUAAGUUAGAUUCAUGCGUCACAAUAAGGCAUUUGAACGCAUUAAAGUAGACAAUUUCGCGCCGCUAAUACGUGUGGACGCAUUAAAAGGACAAAAAUUGAACCUGAAUCGCAGGUCUGAAAUAGUGUCGAAGCAUUACAAUGUGUUAAAUCUGAAUUUUUAGUAAGAGAAUAGCAACAGAGUGUUGGUAAAACUAGCAGCCAUGGUAGAACCAAGAGUUUGAACCCUAGUUCAAAUUUUUUCGAUUUUUAAAGUUUUAAAAUUUCGUGUUUUUCAAAUUAAAAACGAAAAAAGGACAGUUUAAUAAAAGCCUCUCGUUUGGGACUGCAGAAUUCGAUUUUGAACAACUUUUAUACUCAGAGUUUUGCUUCAAAAUGCUUGCUUCGAACGAAACUAGUCGUUGUUCAAAAUCGUGGUGCUAUUCUCUUACUAAAAAUUCAGGUUUAACACAUUGUAAUGCUU
Molecule: messenger RNA, 1444 nt
Organism: Didymodactylos carnosus
Lineage: Eukaryota; Metazoa; Rotifera; Eurotatoria; Philodinida; Philodinidae
Source: the annotation of a GenBank genome assembly